CAGUCAAACAUUGGAGGAAACACUAAAGCUAAAAUGGAAACAUCCAAAAGCAAAAAUAUUAGUGAAAUGGAAUUUACGAAUAAAGACAGUGAUGUGAAUGUACGCACAAAAAGUGAAACGGAAAAAGAGAAAAAACUGACUAUUAUUCAAAAGAUUAAGAUGAUAAAAGAGUUCUUCACAGUUGAACCUUUCCUGUUAUGUUACAUUUUGCCUAUGAUGAUUCUGUCUAUAACCGUGCAGAAGUUCAAUACAGAGAAAGCUUGUCUAGCAGACCUUAAUUAUUCUCAAGAGAUAUGUGAUCAAAUACAACAAGGUGUUUCUAGUGAUAAUGACACAACUUCGGUCCUACUCGAGGCAAGUGAAGUAGCAAUAGAUAUUAAUACUUGGAAAGAACCCCUCACAAAGUUUGUACCUGCAGUUUUGAUGCUCAAUGUUGGAGCAUGGAGUGACCGAACCGGCAACAGGAAGGCUUUAAUGAUGGUGCCAAUCUUUGGAGACUUUUUGGCGUCACUUGGAUAUCUCUUGUCAACGUAUUAUUUUAUUGAGUGGCCUUUAUGGAUUACGGCUCUGAUUGAAGCAUUGUGUUCUACGUUUACAGGAGGUUUAGUUAUAGCUAUAUCCGGGGCUUACAGCUAUGUUGCAGAUGUGACAACUCCAGAAUCCCGUACAUUCAGGAUUGGUUUAGUUGCAGUAAUAGUGACACUGGGGAUUCCUGUGGGAACUUCUGUAGGUGGUAUUUUAACAGAAUCUAUUGGCUACUAUGGCACAUUUGGAGUGGGAUCCACACUAUAUUUACUUGGAUUUAUUUAUGCGUACUUCAGAAUUCAUGACGUUAAACGUGUGAAAGAAGAGGGUUCUUGCGGAACUAAAUUCAUGAAUUUCUUACACCCUAGAAACUUUUGGGAUACAUUUUCGCUACUUGCUCGAUCGAGAGGCAGGCGGCUGGUGCAAAUAUUUGCUAUUAUCUGGGCACAUAUUAUCAUCAACGGACCGGUGAUUGGAGAAUCUUCUGUAUUAUAUUUUUAUACUCUCAUCAGGUAUCAGAUGGAAAUUGUUGAAUUUAGUUUAUUCACCACCUACGUAAUCCUCUUGGGUACCGCGGGUACUCUCAUAGCCGUUGGACUUUUCAGUAAGAAAAUGAAACUCCAUGAUGCUAUCCUAGGGAUCAUCGCCACCUUCUCCAAGGUGAUUGGUGCUUUUGUCUAUGCGUUUGCACCUGAUAAAACCUGGUUGUACACAGCCGCUGUUUUGGAUAUGUUUGGAAAUUCUGGCGUCACGGCCAUCAGAUCUUUGGGCACGAAAGUAGUCGAUGUAAAUAGUGUUGGUAAAAUGUGUUCCCUAAUAGGGUUUGUGGACGCAAUAAUUCCAAUUGUAGCAGUUCCAUUAUACAGCCAGGUGUGGAAUAAUACACGGGAUUGGUUUCCAGGCGCCAUUUAUGUUUUGGGAGGAGCAUUGACUGUGCCUGACUUUUUGAUAUUUGUGAUUCUCUACAUGAUAUACAAAAAAGAAGAAAAAGAUAUCGCCAAGAAUAUUAAUACCAAGGAGAUGUAUGCUUACGAGAAUGAUGUCACUGCUUUAUAGUAAAAAAAAAUCCUCUGAGCGCUCUGAGAUACCCUAAGAAACUUUUUGAUGAUAACUCAAACGUCAUAUUGUUUAUGCUGUAUUAUUAUUCCAAAUUUGGCUAUAAUACACUUGAUAUGUUUUCUUAAACUUUAUAAGUUUUGAAAAGAUUGAUCAGAGAAUGGCGUCGCCAAGCAUCCCCAUCUAUAUAAAUCGAUUUGUCGAUAUUAUUUGACUGGAUUACGACGAGGCCUGACUGACUAACAGUGGACACUGACAAAAAUUUGAUUGUUUUAACGGCGAAAGGAAAAAGGAAGGCUCGAAGAAUCAACAAGAUUCUUUGACGUUAUUUUUUUAUACAGUGUAAGUUUAAUAAGCCUAUAAUG
Molecule: messenger RNA, 1946 nt
Organism: Amyelois transitella
Lineage: Eukaryota; Metazoa; Arthropoda; Insecta; Lepidoptera; Pyralidae
Product: proton-coupled folate transporter
Exons: 5
Coding region: 34-1581 (515 amino acids)
Biological process (GO): transmembrane transport
Cellular component (GO): membrane
Molecular function (GO): transmembrane transporter activity
Source: RefSeq, a predicted model, not a curated record